Messenger RNA from Protopolystoma xenopodis, 1761 nucleotides. Lineage: Eukaryota; Metazoa; Platyhelminthes; Monogenea; Polystomatidea; Polystomatidae. The record is from the annotation of a GenBank genome assembly.
AUGAAUCAUCCUCCACAAAAUACAGUGAAUCCUAUGACCAUGCAAAGUCCAGUGGAUACAUUUUGCUCCGGCAGUGGCCAAAUGGCAUCUACCUUCUCACUUACUGACAUUAGUGGCUCGGGAGUAAGCGAUCUACAAUCAGUAGAUAGUAGAAAUGAAAUUGAGGGCCACCAGCCUAAAGUUAGACCGACUGUGUUUCAAAUUAAAAGCGUUUGCAAAAAUUCCAUAAAUCCCUGCUUAUUCCUAGGAAAACAUAGCUUCCGAAUGAAUAAGACAAAUGAUACAACUGUUACAAAUUGCAGCGGAGCUGAACGAGAUAAUAAACAAGACAGAGAGGGAACGCAAGACUCGAAAGAAGGAGAGUAUGGUGAUGAACGUGAUUCAGAUUUGAUAGUGGAUGAAGUGAGUCAUCUAUUCCGCAUGGAAGAUUUCAAUCCAAUUGAAUCAAGUAUGUUGCCAACAGGAAAUGAAAUCAUGCCUGAGGAGCAAAUCGGUUGCAUGGAAAGGGCAGAGUCGAAUAAAGAACCUAAGCACGAUAAAUGUUCUCGCCCGGCAAGUAGACAUAUUGUGAAACUCCUUCAUAGAGAAGUGGAACAUGAAGCAUAUAAGUCAUCCGGUUCCUUAGAACCUAUUUUAAAUUCGUCCGAAUUCAGUUUGUGCCAAAGAAAGGUGCCCACACUUUCUGGCCCUAAAUCUAUCAAAAGUUCCAAUUUCCUACAACUCCAACGACAAUCUAAUUCAAAUAAGCUUUCCUAUGAAGAGAAGGUAUGCAAUUUGGGGUUAGGCUUAGGAAAAGAGACUCGUGAUACUAGGGGUUUUAUAAUGUCACAAUCUAAGAAAGAUAAUUCUCUGACCCAUGGUUCCCACUCCUUAAUUUUGUCAAACUACGUUGCGCAAAGAUCGGAUUCAUACUCUGACUCUACAUCCACACCAACCGAUAGCGGUCCUCUCAGUUCGUCAAUUGCUUCGGCUGUUACUUCACCAUGCUCUGAGAUGAAUGCAAGCCAUCCUCUCUCUUCUGAACUUAAAAAUUCAAGUCGAGAUUCAGGAAGCUCAUUGUUUCUUGCCAAUCCCUUAUGUUUAGGUCAGUUGUCAGAAUCCCCAUCAAGGCUGCGUUGCCCUCUACCUGAUCGAGCAUAUUAUAAUGAAACCAAUAUUCCUAAACUUGAAGCUAGAGAUGAAAAUCAGCAAAAUUAUUAUUCUAACCUCUUUGGCUACGUUCACGCGCCAAUACAUAGAAAUCGACAAAAUGAAGAAGGCGUAUUUUUUGCAAACGAUGCGGUACCCAAAGUAGAAUCUCCAGUUCAAAUGAUAGAAAAAUCACCUCCCUGUUCGAAUGGUCGGAACGUUCAUUAUUUUCGGCAAUCAAUCUCUGGUAAAAAAAUCAACUUAGAUGCAACAUAUGAUUAUGAAAGAAACCGAUUGUGUGCAGGGCGCACAUUAGACAUUACUACUGAAAUAAGUCCGCAGGGAAGAGCUAAGUGUGUAGAUAAGUUGAUAGUUGGGCCACCGAUUUCCCAAAGAGUAGUCAGACAGCUUGGAUUUCCUCGAUGCUCUCAACAAACAAGGAUGUCUACCGAUCGUCUUCCAUUUUGUUUGAUGCCAGCGUGUUCUAGUGAUGCCCUGGUAAGUUUGCAUAUUCUAUUAGCUCUUCACAAAACCUUUGAAUUUGCAGAGCUACUAAAAGUUGAAAUAAAAUUAUUAACAUUUUUCAAGAAAUUUACUAGUUUAAAGGGUGUUCUAAUUGCUUCCACCCUUUGA